Molecule: messenger RNA, 876 nt
Organism: Chenopodium quinoa (quinoa)
Lineage: Eukaryota; Viridiplantae; Streptophyta; Magnoliopsida; Caryophyllales; Amaranthaceae
Product: probable splicing factor 3A subunit 1
Exons: 1
Coding region: 375-680 (101 amino acids)
Molecular function (GO): protein binding
Source: RefSeq, a predicted model, not a curated record
UUUAGUCUGUAAUUGGAUAUCUAAUUAUUUUAUCUUAGUAGUGCUGAUAUUUUUGGAGCACUUUUUUUUGGUGGUAGGGAAGAAUACUCUUUAUUCUGGGCAAGGCUCCUUCUAUUAUGUUGGCAGAUCUCCCAGGUACCUUUCGUGGUGCGUGUUAUACUGCUGCGCGGCUUCUUGUCAAGUGAAUACUGCUCAUAACUUCAUUUUGAUGUACCUUUUUCCUUUCCAUCAUCACCUUUAGAUGUAUGCAAUCUAGACCCGAUUAUUGCAGGGUGUCUUUGUUCUGGGCAGACAUAAUCAAGCUGCCACCUUCAUUAAUUAAGAAGCAGAGCAUAGUCUGAGCUAAAUCCUUAACCCUACCUGAAUUACAUGAGAUGGAGCUAAUAGUUGCUUUUGAAUGUUUUUUCUCUUCAGGGACUGUCAGGAUCAACAUAUCUGUUCCCAAUGUUGAUGAAGGGAACCUCAAGGGACAAGUUUUGGAAAUCAUCAUGUCCUUGAAUGAAACCGUUGGUAGUCUGAAAGAAAAAGUAUCUGGGGAAAUUCAACUUCCAGCAAACAAACAGAAAUUGAGUGGGAAGGCCGGUUUUCUCAAGGAUAAUCUCAAACUUGCUUAUUACAAUAUUGGAGAUGGAGAGACCUUGACUCUUUCUUUGAGGGAGCGUGGUGGCAGGAAGAGAUGAACAAAUUACCUAGAGAACCCAACGAAAGGCCCUUGUUGGAGUACUUCCUAAGAAUUUUUCUAUAUAAUCCUGUUCGGUCCAUGAAUAUUUCUUUUCAGAUGAUAUCUUGAAUUUUUUGUGCCCAUGUAUCUUAAGUUCAGCCUUGCAACUUCUUUAUUGUUGUUACUAAUCUGAUUCUAUUUGCCUUUGCAGCUCA